AUGUUCAACAGUGCCCAACGGCUAAAAGGCCUUGAAUAUGAACAAAUAAAUAAAAAAAGUACAACAGAAAAAUCAGUGCGCGGUAAUCCUUGUUCACAUGGUAAGUGCCAGAAUCAAUGUGGUACAAUUUCAGAUGAAGAUAGACAGACAAUUUUUAAAAUAUAUUAUGACAUGCGUUCCCAUCAACAGCAAAAGGAUUUUUUAGUGACCUAUGUAUCGGCUCAGGAUAAGAAAAGACAAUAUACCAAAGCAGAGAUCAGUAGGCGUAAGGUUACGAAAAACUAUUAUCUCCCAAUAAAUGGAGUCCGAAGAAAAGUUUGUCUGAAAUUUCUUUUAAAAACUCUAGAUAUCUCUGAGAAACUUGUGAGGUAUUCGUACGAGAAUAAAACAGACUUAAAUACAGCCAAAAGUGAUUGUCGUGGGCAACAACCGCCUCAGAACAAAACUGCUCCCGAAUUGUCAUCUAAUGUUGAAGGGUUCAUAUCCAGUCUUCCUGCUGUACCGUCCCAUUACUGUAGAGCUGGGUCAACUAGAAAAUACUUGCCGUCAGAUUUUAAAAACUUGUCUCAUAUUUUUAGAAUGUACAAAGCUCUUUGUGAAAAAAAUAAAAAUCCAAGUGUAAGUGAGAAGGUAUUCAAGAAUAUAUUUCAUAACAAAUUUAAUAUUGGCAUUCACGUACCAAAAAAAGAUAAAUGUGUACAAUGUGAAAAGUUUAAGAACACGUCAGAAACUGAUCGAAGUGAGGAGCAGAGUUUAAAAUUUAAGAAACAUAAAGUGGAAGUGCAAUUUUCAAAAAGUAUUCACCUCACUGCUCAGGAAUAUGCUAAGUCAUGUGAAUCAUUUAUUUGCGCAAGUUUUGACUUACAGAAAGUCCUUAAUACUCCGCAUGGAAACAGUAUGCUCCUUUACUCUUCUCAGUGGUGUCGAUAUCCUCGCGGAAAGUGUACGUGUUCGCAGGGCGUCGGUUAUGCUCGGUUACAUGAAACUGUGGAGGAUACUUGGCGGGAAAUACAAACCUACGAUGAAUUACCCUCAACCAGUAGGGAGCAAUCCGAGGAAUUGGCUUUUUUCAACGACAACGAAAGUUUUCAGUUAGUAGUGGUAGAAAGAAACUUGUGUGCUAGUGAUUUGUGUCAACUUUUAGCUUUGAAAAACAGGACGGCAAAAAGUGUGCAUUGGAGUAUUAUCGAACAGUGGAAUGAUCUAGGACUUGAAAGAAUGUUAGAAGACCACGAAUACGUCCUAGCAGCUUAUAAAGACAUGAAAAUGUUUUCGUGUCAUGCUCGAUUUAAAUUUAGAUUUAGAAAAGAGUUUAGAAAAUAUGAGUUCUUCCAUCAUCCCCAACAAUUUUUUCCAUAUGGGAUGUUGAACAUUGAAAACGAGGCCUCCAGGGAUGAAAACAAGAAUCCCGCUAAUCCCUCCCACUUACAGGUAGAGUACUUGGUGAUCCAAGACGGUAUGUGCCCUGUGAUAUUUUCCCACGUCUGGAUCCGGGACGAUAAAAAGAAAAUCUGGAUAAAGACGUAUAUGUUACUUAGGGACCAAAGACUCUUCAUUUCGCAGAAAAUCCAAUCGCUUGCCAAAUUUAUGAGGACACCCAAGGAACAAGCACUAGAACUGCUCGUGCUGCUUCUCGUAUUACCUCUAAAAGGAGAUCGAAUUACUCAGAAAGUAAUUCGGAAGUGA
Molecule: messenger RNA, 1686 nt
Organism: Diabrotica balteata
Lineage: Eukaryota; Metazoa; Arthropoda; Insecta; Coleoptera; Chrysomelidae
Source: the annotation of a GenBank genome assembly